Messenger RNA from Zingiber officinale, 2211 nucleotides. Its product is annotated as rho-associated protein kinase 1-like. NCBI's taxonomy places the organism in Eukaryota, Viridiplantae, Streptophyta, Magnoliopsida, Zingiberales, Zingiberaceae. The coding region runs from base 327 to 2108 and encodes 593 amino acids. The transcript is spliced from 3 exons. The record is from RefSeq and is a predicted model, not a curated record. Gene Ontology annotation, biological process: reciprocal meiotic recombination.
UUGUAUUUCUGCAUUAUAUCAAAAAAUUAAACUAUUAUUAUUAAUAUUUAAUCAUUAUAUAAUUAUAUUCCCCUGUCAUAACAUUUCAAAUACGAUGCUCACUGAAUAUGAAGUGCCACCAAAUUGAUACAAUAAAAGGCUAACUGUUGUCGGUGCCCUGUCACACACCAAGUGAUGUUACUCAUGCAACCACCAGCAACGAGCUGAGAUCAAGCCUUUAACUUCUAGCUCUGUCCCCCCUUCUUCUUCUUCUUCUUCUUCUUCUUCUACUUAUUCUUCUUCAGUUCUUCCUUAGCUCAGAGCUGUCUCUUGGAAGGAAGAAGAAGAUGAUGAUGAUGAUGGUGCCCUCCAAAGCCAAGUCUGGUUCCACCAAAGCUCAAGGAGAUCUCAAGGUGAGCAGACUGAACAGGAAUGGAUCCACCAAGUCAGAUUCUCAGCCACUGGAGAAGCAGUCUUCUUCCCCCCUUCCGAAACCGCGUGGCUCCGUCGAUCGGCCGACGAAGUCAUUCGAGUCGAAAGUCUCUAGCAAGAACAGCACCGGUCCUCCUAGUAAACCAAGCUUGCAGGGGAAGUUGGAGGCAGUUGAGGUGGAGCUCAAGAAGGAAAUGGUUGCUCGGAUGCGAGCAGAAGAGAUCUUGGCUAUCGAAAGACGCAGGAUCGAGGAAUUGGAAGAGGAAUUGCAGAUUAAGCAUGAGCAAGAUGCGUCUUCCCUGAGUUGCAUGGCUGAAGAACUCCACAGGGUCAAGGAGGAGCUCAGGGGUGCCAAGGUUGAAAAAGAGAUGAUAUUGCGCGAGGUAGACGAUGCGAAAAGGGCCGCAAAAGUACACGAAGCGAAGGCGGAGCUCGCGCCGAUAGAAGCCUGUGAUCAGAAGGCCUCGCAUGAGUCUGAAUUGGAAGCUGAAAUUGGCAUGCUGAAAUCGGAACUCGAAAGGGCAAAAAUAGCCGAAGAGAAGUUGGUUCACAUGGAAUCGUUGAUCGAAAAGCUUCAGAUCGAGGCGACCGAUGCCCGAAACGGGGAAUCGAAUGUAUGUGCAUUGGUCGAGAGGCUAAAGGCAGAGCUUGAAGAAGCUUAUCAGUCUGAGAAAUCAGCAUCCGAUUCUCUAGCAGACAUGAUGGUGAAGCUGGAAGAGAGCAAGUCUUUGUUCGAGGAUGCGGAAUUGGAGAUAUCGAUCCUUCGAGCGAGGAUAAGCACAUUGGAGAUCGAAUCAGCGAGGCAGAAGAUUGAUCUUGAGGAAUCAAACAGGCAGCUUGAGUUGGCACAGCAAGAUGCACUGAACAUUGGCAAGACAGUCGAGUUACUGAAAUUGGAGCUUCAGAGAUUGGAGGAGGAGAAGUUGGAGGUUGCUAAUGUCGAAAAGGUCGCUUCUUUGAGAAUCGAGAGCCUCGCGGAGGAGAACGAUAAGCUCACCGCCGAGCUCGAGCUUAGCAAAGAUGAAGGGGAAAAGGCUAACAAGGAAAUGGAGUGUUUGGCUUUGGAAUUCAAGGCCUUGUCAAUGGAAGCCCGAGAGAGGGAAGAAAGGCUUUUGAGGAUGCAAACCGAGAUCGAAGAAUCAAACAAAGAGAUCGACCGAUUGAGUAGAGCUCUACAAAACACGAAAGAACUCUAUGAAGUGAUGCUAGACGAAGCGCGAUACGAGUUCGUGUGCCUUCAGAAAAGAUGCAAAGAUGAACAAAGCUUCAUCGGUACUAUUCGAAAAUUGGAAGAGGAGAUUGCCUCCUUGAAAGCUAAACAUGAAAAGAAUGAAUCAAUCGGAGAUGUAGAACUUGCGAAUUCUUGCCCCGACAAAGAAGAACCAUCAAAGAAUGAGAAUUUGGAGCCGAGUGAAACAUUACUAGAUGAUGAGAAUGAAGUUCAAAAUAGUGGAGUAUCGAACACUGAAGUAGAAUACACCGAGGAGGAUCGCUACCAAGAAGGCCUCACGGACAAUGGUUUAGGACUACAAAGGCAACUUGAAGAGGAAAGCGUCGACGAUGACUUAGACUCGAAGAUGAAUUCCGACGGUGUUACUCAUACGAAUGGAACCGAGCGACACAAGCUUCAAAGGAAGAAGAAAAGGGCAUUAGUACUCUACAACUUUGGGAACCUACUGAGGAAGGGGAAUCAUUAGUUGGCUCUUCAAUCAUGUAUUUGUGUUAUAUGAUUCGAUUACUUUGAGAUUCUUUAUCGAUAUGCUUUGAAAUGCCAAUCUUGGUAACAUUGUUUUCUUCUAA